UCUUAAGCUCAGUGGCCCAGAUGACGAGCCACUGUGUGUUGAAUCCUUUUGGGCUUGGGGGCUAUGGCGGCCCUGGCGCAGAUCGGAGCAAUGCCACGGAUGCGGCCCUGGCAGACGAACUCCACGAGAUGCUGAAGGGUUCCAUGUGCUUUCCGAAUCCAGUCGAAACGGAGAUAGAGAAGCGCGGGAAGCUCUUCCUGGAGAGCAAGUCCACGCUCUUCAUCCUGAGCAGUGCUGCUGGACAAACCCCCGCCACCUUUGAGAAGGUGCUGAAGCAGCUGAAGCACUCGCAAAGCAUCGAGAAUCUGCAUUUGUAUCCUGUACCUUUCUGGGAUGAGUCGGAUCCGCACUUCGACUUCUCGCAGUUCUCAGAGCAGAUGGCGACGUUGCCACGCCUGGAGUCUCUGCAUGUGCACCACAUGCUGGUGAAGAACUUCGAGCUGAGGCCGUGCCUGUCUCUUCGCCGGCUACGGCUGGUAGACCCGCAGGUCCAAGACGGCAAGUGGAGCGUCCAGCUGCCGCAGCUCAGAGAGCUGGUCAUGGAGAACCACAGCCCCCCGGAGAAGAACUUCGCCCGGUCGCUGCUGCAGUGCCCUCGCUUGGAAGAGUUCUUUGCGCACAAGUACUGGCACGACCAGGCGCUGCCGAAGCUCUUUCUGCCGAGCUGCAAGAGGUUCACCUUCCGGCGCGGGGACUGCACUGAGAAGCUGAGCUUGUAUCUGCCGCGGGUGGAGGAUCUGGUCCUGGACGCCUGCUACGACCUCCAGGAGCUGACACUGCUAAAGCAUGGGCAUGGCUCCCACCAAGAGUUCAACUUGCCCGAAAACCAGCAGCCCAGCAAGUUUCGCAUCUCGCUCACGAAUGCCAACUUGGGCCCUGCCGCGCAAGCCGCUCUCCAAGAGAGCGGCCGCAUGCUUAAUGACUUGGCCGAGUUCCAGGAAAACGACGGGCUUGCUGGUGCUGCAGGCAUGGACGCGAUUUUCCGGAACCUCCACAAUGCGGGGUUCUUUGGAGACGACGACGAGGGCUCGGAAGGCAUCAGUGGCAGCGAGACCGGCAUUGCUAGCGAUGCUAGCGAGAUGGACGAGCUGGAUGACGGCAUUCUGGGCAGGGCCGUGCGUGUGUGCUCCCUGCAGACGCGACAGGAGUUGAUCGGCAAAACCGGGCGCAUCAUCGAGGUGUAUCCGGAGAACGGCCGGGUGGGGGUGAGGUUCGACCAUGACCCCCGGUUGGAGCUUUCAUUGAGGAAGGAAAGUGUCGAGCAGGUCUAUCCACAGGGUGCAAGCUCAAGCAAGAGGACGAAGUUGGAGCAGGUGGAUUGAGAAAUGGCAACGCGCAGUUGCCAGAUGCCAUGUCGCCUUUUGAUGGCAGUUGUUUAACCUAGUUGUUUAGCUCACCCUGGCCUCCAAACCUUUAUGGGGCACAGGCCUAAAGGGCCCAGGGAAGGUCAUGAACAGGGACACUCUGUCCCUGCGUGGCGGAAGG
Molecule: messenger RNA, 1485 nt
Organism: Effrenium voratum
Lineage: Eukaryota; Dinophyceae; Suessiales; Symbiodiniaceae
Source: the annotation of a GenBank genome assembly